GCCGGCGCCAUGUUGAGACAAUUGAUUCUGUAAAUUUUUUGUGUCGUAUACGUGUGUGCGUCUACUGACGAAUUAAAUCAUAAAUAUGAUAAUAAUUAAUCAUACAUAAAUCCCUUGAAUAAUCCAUCUGGAUUAUCAAUUAAAAUCCCGCGUAAUAUUGUUUUUAAGUAGCGACUAAAUCGUUAACAAACGUUGAUUUUUUUUAGCUGAGUAAACAUCUCGUGUGGUUGUGGUGUUGUGGCAUCGGGAUUUUGGGGUAUUUUAGAUCCAAUAAUUACCAUUCAAGAUGAUGUACACGGGUACAACUGCAUCGCAGGACACGCGGUUCAGUGACAAGGAGAAGAAGUUAUUGAAGCAGAUGAAAUUCGUGGACUCAUUAACGCAAAAGGUGGACAUGAAGAAGGUGAAGCUUGAUGUCAUCAAGCCAUGGAUAACUACUAAAAUUACUCAGAUACUGGGUAUUGAGGACGACGUAGUCAUCGAAUUUGUCUAUAACCAAUUAGAGGAUCAGUUUCCGGAUCCACGAAAAAUGCAGAUUAAUUUAACGGGUUUUCUGAAUGCUAAAAACGCACGCUCGUUUAUGGGCGAGCUGUGGGAUUUGUUGGUUUCAGCGCAAGAAAGUGUUACGGGUAUACCCGAAGCUUUCUUGCAGCAGAAAAAAGAUCAGAUUAAAAAACGUUUGGAGGAGCAAGAAAAACUGCAGGCGUCAAUAGCUGAGAAGGAGAAAGAAAAGGAGAAGGAGAAGGAUGAUGCGGAUAAAAUAAAGAAAGAAGAAAAAGAACGUGGCAGUUCAAAAGAUCGUAAAAGAGAUCGCAGUCGUGAGCGCGACAGAGAUAGAAACAAAAGAAGUCGAUCAAGAGACAAACAUCGUGAUCGCGAUCGUUCAACUCGUAAACACAAAUCGAAUUCAAAAUCGCCAAGUAAAUCAGUGUCUAAAGAUAAUGGCAAAGAUGUAACAGAUGUUAAAGUUGACAAAGAAGAUUCACCUCAACCGGAAAAUGCAAUUCCUCUUAUGCCUAUUAAAACAAAACCAGAAGCAGCUGUUGCAAUAUCGCGAUUACAAGCAAAAUUAAUGAGUAUAGCUGAUGGUAAAAAGAAAAAUCGUUCGGUGUCACCGGAAAAUGAUAAAAAGAAAUCACGUUCAAAAUCACCAACGACAGCUACAGUAACAUCAACAACAACGACAAUUACACCGACAACGGCAACAACUAAAAGUAGCCGUAGAUCACGGUCACCAGUGUCGAGAUCACGUAGAUCCCGUUCUAAAUCACGAUCUCGUAGAUCAAGAUCUAAAUCAAAAUCACGGCGUUCUAAAUCACGUUCCGGUGAUCGCUCAAAGUCAAGGAGGUCAAAAUCACGUUCGCGUAAUUCACGCAGCAAGUCGCGAUCGCGAUCUAAAAAAUCACGAUCCAAGAGUGUAGAUCGUAGCAAAAGUCGCAAGUCGCGAUCCGAUUCAAGUGACUCGGGUUCGUCUAAAUCAAGAUCUAAAUCACCGGACAAAAGGAAAGAUCAUAAAAAACGAAACGCCAGUUCGAGCAGCAGCUCUGACAGUGGUGACGAUAAACGCGGUGGUAAAGAUAAAAAUGAUUUUGAAAUUCGUAAGAAGAAAGACGGGGUUCAGGCCAAAAGAUCGUAUCGCAAAACAAAUAAAGAUGAUAGCGGCAGUGAUAGUGAUUCAAGUCGCGAGAGAAAAUCCGGUACCAAGAGACGCAGUAUUUCACCGAGGAAAGAUCGUGACAGGUCGAGAGAUCGUGACAGAUCACGAGACCGAUCACGCGAUCGCAAUCGCAGACGUUCAAUGGAUCGUGAUCGAGAUCGACGAAGGGAUCAUGACAGAGAUCGUGAUCGCAUGGAUAGAUAUAGCGGCGGUCGUAACAUGAGACCGCCAUCGUCACGGCGUGCGCCUGAUUGGCGAAGAAGUCCACCACGUAGAAGUCCUAUGAGAUAUCGCCGGCGAAGUCCCAGUCCCAAUCGACGCAGACGUUCUCCAGAUCGUCGUCGCAGGUCAUCGGAGCGUCACGAUCAUCGUAGAUCACACGAACGCCGCAACAGCAGACGUUCACCAGAUAUUCGCGAUAGAUCCAAUAGGUAUGAUAGGUCUUCUUCACGUGACAGAUCUACGAGGAGAGAUCGUUCGAGGGAUCGUCGGGAUAGGGACAGGAGAUCGAAAUCCAAAGACGUACGCUCGUCGCUGGACCACUUGAAGGACAACAAGAAGGUGUCUCCCGAUCGUACCAAGGAUCUGGUGAAGGAGAAGCCCAAGGAGAAGAAAGCUGUUGAUGAAAAGCCCAAGGUUGCCAGUGAUUCUACUACACGAAAAGAAAUUCGUAAUGGACGUUCUAAGUCUAGUAGCUCUGACAGUAGUGAUAGUAGUUCUUCUGAUGAUGAGCAAGCUAGGAAAUCGACAGAACUUAAAUUGUCACAGGAAAAACGUGAACGCGAGCAACGAGAACGUGAGCAACGUGAACGCGAACAACGAGAAUGUGAGCAGCGUGAACGCGAACAAGCUGAAGAAUUGAUACGACGGGAAAAGGAACGUGUGGCUAAAGAAGAAGCUGCUAAACGUCAGGAAAAAGAAACUCUCAAGAAAUUUGAACCUAUUCCUGCAGCUGUUCCUGCCACUAUUCCGGCCAAGAAACCUGAAGUCAAUGUUUCACCUAAAAAACUUUCUGCUACAUCAUUACCUCUUUCACGUCACAGGUUUUCGAAGAGUUUGUCACGCACACCGUCACCUUUUAAGAAAACUGAAGAUAUCAUUGCUGCUGCCGCUGCUUCUGCUAAACCUAAAGCAGCUCCCAAAGACAACAAAGAUGAUGCAUUGAAAUCAAUAACGAUGCCACCGACUGAGGUAUUCCAAUUAAAGAAAGACGAUCGGUCGUCAUUUAAAUCAAUAAAAUUGCCGGCGGAAGAUAAUAAAAAACCAGCGAUAAAAGUUCUGGAAGUAGUUAAUACUAAAAAAUCAAUGGAAAUAAUUAAGAAAACGCGUAAAGAUAAAAUAGAGCAUUCGUCAGAUUCCGAAGAUAGUGAAGAAGAUGUAAGAGCGAAGCAGCGUAAAAAUGACAAGUCUAGAAAAUCGAGAAAGAGUUCGAUUGAAGAAGAAAAAGCUGACAAAGCUGACAGCAGCUCCGAGUCUGAUGACGAACGUACAAAACAUUCUGAUCAAUUGAAACGUAUAAAGGAAAUAACAACACGCGCUGAAUUAAUUGACGAGCGUCUUAAGGAACGCAGUAAAGAGUUGAAUAAAAAACGGGAUGUUAGUGAGACUGAUUUACGUAGAAGAUCACGUAAGGAUAUUGAAGAGGAAGUUAAAAAAUCUAAACGUACAAGAAAAGAAUCCUCGUCUGAAGAGGAUGAACCGAAGUCUAAGAAGUACAGUCGUGAUGAUGAUAAAUCACGAUCAAGAAAAUCUAAAAAGGAUUCUAGUUCGGAUGAUGAGCCUAAGAAAUCGCGGAAACGACGUGACAGUUCGUCGGAUGGAGAAAAAUCACGCAUAAGAAAGACUCUAAAAGACCCAGUUGCAAGUGAUGAUGAACGGCCAGUUAAAGUUAAAAAGUCAAGGAAAGAUUCUAGUUCUGAUGACGAAGAAGUUGAGAAAGAGUUGAAGAAAAAACGUAAAGAUGAUAGUUCUGAUGAUGAGAAGGUCAAGAAGAAACGUAAGAAGAGAGCUAAAACCAGCACAAGCGAAUCAGAGGAGAGUGAAGUAGAAGAGAAGAAACGUAAGAAAGAAAAGAAACACAAAAAGCAUAAGAAGCACAAGAAACAUCGUAAGCAUAAAAAAAAAAAAGUUGCUGAUUCUGAAGAAUCAGAUGUGAGUGAAGGCAACACCGAGGAACUUGAAAAAAAACUCCGGGAAAAAGCGCUUAAAUCAAUGAAGAAAGGACAUAGUAUCGAACGAAGUGACUGAAUAUUUUAAAAAAUAACAAUUUUUUUUUUCGUUUUUUUUAUAAUUAUUAAAUACUUACAAUAGAAUGAGAAUAUUUUAAAGUUGUGUCACUUGACUGGUGUGCGUUGAGUGAAAAUAUUUUCAACAUUUGAUGUUUUAGUUUUAAGAAUUGUGGAUUACUAUCAAUUUGAUCCACUUACGGUUCUCAGCGAUCAGUAAAAUAAUCAUUCAGUGGAUAUUACUAACGUUUACUUUAAUCAGUACAUAAUUUAGCGUGUAAUGUAUGUCAAAAAAAAAAAAUUAUAAUUAUAAUAAUAAUAACUCUAAAAUUAAUUAAUAUAAUGGCAAGUAUUUAUAUGAAAUUUAAACGUGAUUAUUUCUGAAUGCUUAAUUAAUAUUUGUAAAUUAAUGUUAGUGUUUUAAUUAAACGCUAUUCAUGAAUUCAAUGACAUAAAUACACGAAUUUAAACAAAACUA
Microplitis demolitor is the source of this 4360-nucleotide messenger RNA. RefSeq names its product serine/arginine repetitive matrix protein 1 (gene Srrm1). Gene Ontology annotation, cellular component: spliceosomal complex. The record is from RefSeq and is a predicted model, not a curated record. Gene Ontology annotation, molecular function: RNA binding. The coding region runs from base 287 to 3904 and encodes 1205 amino acids. The transcript has 13 exons. NCBI's taxonomy places the organism in Eukaryota, Metazoa, Arthropoda, Insecta, Hymenoptera, Braconidae. Gene Ontology annotation, biological process: regulation of mRNA splicing, via spliceosome; mRNA processing.